Molecule: messenger RNA, 1995 nt
Organism: Aphanomyces invadans
Lineage: Eukaryota; Oomycota; Saprolegniomycetes; Saprolegniales; Verrucalvaceae
Exons: 2
Coding region: 1-1536 (511 amino acids)
Source: RefSeq, a predicted model, not a curated record
AUGCGUUCGCACCAGUUCCUUGUCCUCACGUCGGUGAUCUUGGGGGUGCUCGAGUCUUUGGUUUCUGGCGCGCCUACGAUACCGUUGAGCAAGACGAGCCGCAUUGUCAUCGUUGGCGGGGGACCGGCGGGUGUCCACUACUCGUCCCUCCUCGCCAAGAAGGGCUUCACAAACAUCCGAGUUCUCGAAGCCACCAUGAGCGUCGGGGGAAGUCGACGACGGUCACCGAUUCCCACAGAAAGCCCCACGAGCUCGGAGUACGACCCGACCAACACCAAGUUUCCGUUUGCGUUCGAGAAACCCAACUACUUGUACACGAUGGGCAAAAGUGCGGGGGCCGAGGACAGUGACCCGACGACGGUCCGGGACUUCCCGCACUACCUCCUUCGGUCGAUUCAAGAGAACGCCCCUGCGGGGUUCCCCUCUGACGCGUCCCCCGAGCAACUCAUAGCGCUGUUUCAAGAGCAGGCGGUGCGGUACAUCACGCUCCACCGCCAGAUUUUAGGAAACUACGAGUACGGCCUCCCGCCGGAGCCCAAGGAUUGGAGCCUUAUCGACAUGCCCGCCAUGGAAUUUCUCAAGGCCAACAACCUGACCGCACUCACUGGGAUGUUUCGCUUUUCGCAGCAGCAACAAGGCUACGGCGUGUUGGAACACAUCCCGACCUUGUACCUUAUGUGGUGGUCCCAUCCGCAGGCGGUGUCCAAGAUCCUGACAGCCCAAGUCACCAAAUCCACUUGCGCGUACCAGUUUACUAGAGGGUUCCAGAGCAUCUGGAAAGCUAUCUCGAAAGCCCAUCGCAACAACAUACAAACAACGAAUGCGGCACAUCCCACGGUGGUGCAAACAACGUAUGACGCCACGGUCACCAGCAUCACCCGCGGCCUUGACGGCGUGUCCGAGCGAAAAUUAUCUUACAAAACGAAAGCCGGGAAUAGCUACGACGUCGAGUUUGACCACCUCGUGAUGGCCGUCGAUUUGAGUCUGUAUGCCUCGUUGAUCACGGAUUUGACGGCGGAAGAACGAGAGAUUUUGAUCGGGACGUACACGGCGUCGACCUUUGUCACGACCUUGUUUGAUUCACGCCCGUCGCCGGUGGAAACCGCCGGCAUGAUCUGGCACUACCGCAUGACCGAAGGCGGCCGCCUCAGCGCGCUCCGUAACACCAAGCUUGCUUUUCAGUAUCAAAGCUCUAGCAACUGGGGCAACUUGAUCAACGGACACCAGACCCGUAUCGCGUAUCAGUACUACGACCAACCCCUCGCCCAAGUCGCUCAAAAUACGGUAAUGCCACUGUUGAGAACGGACCUCAAACUGGCCGGCAUGCUUGGCAUCACUAUGGGGACAACGCGCCGUUUCAACUACUUUCCACGGUUUACCCAGGAAGGGCUCAAGAAGGGCUUGCCGUGGAAGAUCCUCGACAUGCAGUUCGACCACAUGACCACGUGGAUUGGCAGCAGCGUGUGCUUCGAGAGUGCUCUCGACGUCGUCACGUACAACAACAACUUGAUCAAGCGGGUGCACAUCACUGAGUAAACGAUCAUGCAGGAGAGAUAAUAUACUAUCCACAGUUGCAGAGAUUAUCAUGGCGCUCGGCGAUUCAGCUGACCAGAGCCCCCGGCUGUUUCUCGGAAGAAGCUGUCAUGGUCGAGUCAUUGCAGGAUUGUAGGGGUUGCAAAACGAGGUUGGCUAACUUGAUGAUGGCGGCUUCCAUGGACGGACACCGGCCGACAGAGGCGAUGUGGAGACCGCUUCCAUCCGAACCCGUCGCGGUGACGAAUGGUUCUCACCCGUGCCUCUGGUAUCAUCCCACGUCAGACUUGCAUUUGGCCCAGGCGAGUUGCUCCUGCCUGGCAUCACAACUCCGGUGUCAUUGGCCUUGGGGUGUUCGAUGAGAUGCAAUUUCGUGGUCAAAGGUGGAUCGUUCCCAUGGGACUCGACGCGGCGAUCUGUCCAUGCAUUCUGAGUGAUGCGGUUGAAUUGAUGGUGGGUCUG